This is a messenger RNA of Gaeumannomyces tritici R3-111a-1, 482 nucleotides long. RefSeq lists its product as hypothetical. The record is from RefSeq and is a predicted model, not a curated record. The transcript has 2 exons. NCBI's taxonomy places the organism in Eukaryota, Fungi, Ascomycota, Sordariomycetes, Magnaporthales, Magnaporthaceae. The coding region runs from base 1 to 468 and encodes 155 amino acids.
AUGCUUUCUCGCUCCCUCCUCCUCGGCCUCCUCUCCCUCGGCGGGGCGCUCGCGUCCAUCCAGGUCAACAAGGCCCCGGACGGCAGCAUUAUCUCCGUCGUGUCCAAGCCCGGCGGCAACGACGACGAGCGCCCCGCGGCCCUGGGCAAGCGCGACUGCACCCACAACAACUGCCUGCGGGCCAUGAUCGCCCGCCCCGACGCCGCCACGUCCUUUUGCCGCACCUACACUACGGCGGCGCCGCCGCAGACGGCGGUCGCGCCCUUUACCCAAUGCUCUAGUGCCCCCAAGGCCAGCAGCGCUUGUACCUGUUUCGUGCCGCCGCCCCCCGCGCCCACAUGCGGACCCCCCGGUUCCUUCUGCGACAUCAACAAUUUUAUCCAGCAGUGUUGCGACAUCGCUGGUUGCGUCGGAUGUAAGGGGUGCCAGUUUCCCAAUUUCGACCCGAACAACGGUAUUUGCUUGUAAAGAGACGAUUUUCG